Molecule: messenger RNA, 2145 nt
Organism: Schizophyllum commune H4-8
Lineage: Eukaryota; Fungi; Basidiomycota; Agaricomycetes; Agaricales; Schizophyllaceae
Exons: 2
Coding region: 80-1912 (610 amino acids)
Source: RefSeq, a predicted model, not a curated record
AUAAGCACUGCCAACAAUGAUCGCCCCCUUCACCCUUGCCUUUGACCCUCACCACCGUCGUUGACCUCGUCCUCUCGACAUGUCCAGCAGUGCUUCCACACGUGUCGCCGAGACAUACGAGCUUGCCUUCCGCAUCUUCAAGCACGUUCAACACGACGGUGGCAACGCGGCUCUUUUAUCUGUCGCUCUAGUCAAUCACUUUGUCGGCUCUAUCGCGCUAGACGUCCUCUGGGAGGAGCAGACGAGCCUUCUGCCCCUCAUCAAGGUUCUCGGUGAUCACCUCCAGUGCACAACUGAGAAACGUUGCGGAAGCGUUGCUGUCGACGAGAACACCUCUCGACUCACAGUCGAGGAACAUCAGAUUUUGUUCUUGAAGCCCAACGACGAGAAGAAGGUCUCGAUCUCACCGGAGGAAUGGCAGCGUCUCCAGUUUUACGCUCGUCGUAUCAAGGUUAUUGACGACAAGCCGCUCGUUCGGGGUGAAUCCUUCGACAUCCACCUGUGGCUGGGAUCGUUGUGUGCGAUACUCGCUGGCGGUGGCGACGAGCCACUGCUGCCCAACCUGCAUCACCUCAAUUUCGGUCAACGAAUGGAGAACCUCUGCGACAGCGCAAAGCUGUCUGCACGCUACGUGGACGCCAGUGGGCAGCGUGUCCCGUAUCUCGCCCUCAUCGCAUACACGCCCCGACAACCAUGGGGCGCAUGGGUACCGGGAAACCUCUGCCGCCUUGAACAGAUUCGCUCUCUCGGGAUCGAGCCCGACAAGCAUUUGGCCAUCUACCCCCUCCUUCGCGAUCUUCAGUACCUCGAGGAGCUGCAUCUCAAGCUUCCGGACGCUGAGACAGACGAGGACCUGAUCCACGGGGUCACUGGCAGGAAGGCCGAAGUCGCCCUGGGAUUCCCUGCGCUGACGAAACUACGCAUCAGUGACCCGAUCCAGAUGCACAGCGUGGGGACCGUCUUGAGGGAGAUGUCAACGGAGCCGCUGAAGCUGAAGGAACUGCACGCGACGGGCUGGCGCCACGACUUCACCCACGAGACGGACGCCACCAGCCUCUACUCGGAUAUCCACGAUACCUGUGAUCACAGCACGCUCACUCAUCUCACUACGAUCACGCACUCCGGUUCUAUGCAGUUCCAGAACGCCUCCGAGCUCUACACCGACCUCCUCGCGUUUCCGAACAUCACGCACUUCCAGCUGAACAUCUUCGCUUGGCACCUCGACGUCGAAGGCGCGCUCGACAUGUUUACGGAGGCCUGGCCGCAGCUCGAGAGCCUGGUCUUCUUGAACAGGCCUGCGUAUUCGACGGACACCCUCGAGCGGCAGUUCACGCUCUUUACUCUUUUUGACCUGGAAUACCUCGCGCGCCGCUGCCCGCGCCUCUCCUAUGUCGCGCUGGAAAUGGAUUUACAGGAGGUUCCGUACCCGCUCGAGAACCUGGAAGGCGAGCCCUUACUGGAUAGGCGCGUCAAGCUCUGCUUGGGCCCGCAGGACAAUCUGCAUGAGAACUUGUCCGACGACUGCACCCGUGACGUAGCCGACUACCUGGCGAGCGUCUUCCCGUACCCGACGCUGAAGUGCGUCACCUAUUGGGAGGGCGACACGAGUUAUGUGUGGCUGACGCCCGAUGACCUGUACCCGAAGAGGGCGCAAGGCGAGGCAGGUGCGAACGCGCAGAAUGCUAAGAAGAAGGGCAAGAAAGGCAAGAAGGGCAAGAAGGGUAAGAAGCCCACGGCAGAUACCAAUCAGAUGCAGACCUCCGCUGCCACUGUCGAGACCUCCGCGACUACCGAGGACGCCGCUCUCGCGGUCGAGACUCCAGAGCCAGUCGCACCCGCGAAAACGACCGGCAAGAAGAAGUCGAAAGGCAAGAAAAAGCCUUCCACAGCGGCGUCAGCCACAAAUGCUUAGGAAGAUUACGAUAGCGCUUUCUCUUACUAGCGGGGGCCUCAAGAACUUACAUCUGCAAAUGAGGGUCUCGACAUAAACCGAGGACACUGAAGGCCGACGAAAUCCCCAUGGACUCACGGGCUCGGAGAUAUGAUAUAAAUACCACUUACGAAAGGUUAUGACUGAAGACGGCGGUAUGAGUAGGCUACUGCGAUCACCCAAUAAAACGUCUUCUUUCUUAUAGUACGUCGGGU